GUGUGCGGGGGUACGCGGAGCUGACUUGUGUGAGCGCCAGAAGUCCAGUAUGGGGGGCGCUGCGCCCCUGUCCUGGGCUCUGAUCGGCCUGUCUGUGCUGGUCAUCGGUACUGGGGGGCUGCGACUGAUCAGCCAGGAGGGGGACUGCUCCCAGCCGGAUAUCCAGUGCACCAUAAAGAGCAGUUCCUGUUUUGACUUUAGCUGGCUCCAGACUUUUAAUUGGACUCCGAACGCCCCAUCGCACAUGGAGGUCACAGUGGGGAUUGGGCAGAAUGAACUGGGUCGGAGAGUGCCACUUCUCCAAAUAAACUGGACCAUCAGCAUUGACUCCAGCAUCAAGGAGCUGCAAGGGGUCGAGAUCUCCGUCCUAGAAGUCUCCACCAACGUGGAGCGCUGCAUCCAGUUCCAGUUCAAUAGCCACUUCACCAAACAGGCCCAUUUAAAUGGGCAGCCGUGGCAAUUUUACUCCAACAACUUUGAAGUGAAUCCGGGCCAGGAGUACCAUGUGACCGUGCAGCACCUGCCCAAGCAGGAAGGAGUUAAUUACAAAAGGAAGCAGAUAAUUGCGCCAAGGUGCAAUGAUGGUGACAUGAUGCGGACAGACACCUGCUGUAAUCUAGGUAUGGAGCUAUGGACAGCAGACUGA
Nanorana parkeri is the source of this 646-nucleotide messenger RNA. RefSeq names its product interleukin-17 receptor A-like. Gene Ontology annotation, molecular function: interleukin-17 receptor activity. The record is from RefSeq and is a predicted model, not a curated record. The coding region runs from base 50 to 646 and encodes 198 amino acids. The transcript has 7 exons. Lineage: Eukaryota; Metazoa; Chordata; Amphibia; Anura; Dicroglossidae.